UGACGCCAGCAGGCUUCCGGGGGUGGCCCCCGGGGAGGUCGGCGGCGGCGCCGCAGUCGUGGAGGGGCAGUGGGAGCGUAAGCGGCCGUGGGCGACGCAAGUUCCGCACAGAGCUCUUCCCUUCUCGCCUCACGCUUCUUCCUCUCUCCUAGUCGCGUGCUGCCUCCCGACGGCCGCUCGUCCUGACCAGAGCUUUCGGAGUGCGGUGGCUGAGGAGAAGCCGUCACCACCCCGCCUCGGGGCCGAGUCAGGGUUCCUGUCGCGCCGCGUCGCCCCCUGCGCCGCCUUCUUGCCCUCAGUGGCGGGCGCCCUUCUCGCUCGAAGCACUCCCCCCAGCUCCAUGAAUGGAAAUCGGCUCCGCAGGUAGUUGUGAAGAUACAUUAAGAUAACAGAUGAGAAUUGAGUUUGAAAUAGAUGUUAGUGCAACGUCAAAUGCAAGAUGGCAUUUCUUCCAUCCCUGAGUUCUCGUCUGAUGUUCGUGGCAGCUUGGUAUACAGUUCCUGAGGAUCUUGGAAAUGUCAUAUCAGCCUGGAUCACUGCUUAUGUGAGGAGAAUUUAAUUCCUCUGACAGUGAUGGAACACCCUGAGGGAAAACUGAAAAGGAAACAAGAAACAACUGUUUUCUUCUAAACAAAGACUUAAAAGACCUGUUGGGGCCCAGCCCCUACUCAUGGUGCCCAGAAGACCUGGCUAUGGCACCAUGGGCAAACCCAUUAAAUUGCUGGCUAACUGUUUUCAAGUUGAAAUUCCAAAGAUUGAUGUCUACCUCUAUGAGGUAGAUAUUAAACCAGACAAGUGUCCUAGGAGAGUGAACAGGGAGGUGGUUGACUCAAUGGUUCAGCAUUUUAAAGUAACUAUAUUUGGGGACCGUAGACCAGUUUAUGAUGGAAAAAGAAGCCUUUACACAGCCAAUCCACUUCCUGUGGCAACUACAGGGGUAGAUUUAGAUGUUACUUUACCUGGAGAAGGUGGAAAAGAUCGACCUUUCAAAGUGUCAAUCAAAUUUGUCUCUCGGGUGAGUUGGCACCUGCUCCAUGAAGUACUGACAGGACGGACCUUGCCCGAACCCCUGGAAUUAGACAAGCCAAUCAGCACUAACCCUGUCCAUGCCGUCGACGUGGUGCUACGACAUCUGCCCUCCAUGAAAUAUACACCUGUGGGGCGUUCCUUUUUCUCAGCUCCAGAAGGAUACGACCACCCUCUGGGAGGGGGCAGGGAAGUUUGGUUUGGAUUUCAUCAGUCUGUUCGGCCUGCCAUGUGGAAAAUGAUGCUUAAUAUUGAUGUUUCUGCCACUGCCUUCUACAAAGCACAACCUGUAAUUCAGUUCAUGUGUGAAGUUCUUGAUAUUCAUAAUAUUGAUGAGCAACCAAGACCUCUGACUGAUUCUCAUCGGGUAAAAUUCACCAAAGAGAUAAAAGGUCUGAAGGUUGAAGUGACUCAUUGUGGAACAAUGAGACGGAAAUACCGUGUUUGUAAUGUAACAAGAAGGCCUGCCAGUCAUCAAACCUUUCCUUUACAGUUAGAAAAUGGCCAAACUGUGGAGAGAACAGUAGCACAGUACUUCAGAGAAAAGUAUACUCUCCAGCUGAAGUACCCACACCUUCCCUGUCUGCAAGUGGGGCAGGAACAGAAACAUACCUACCUGCCGCUAGAAGUCUGUAAUAUUGUGGCAGGGCAACGAUGUAUCAAGAAGCUAACGGACAAUCAAACCUCCACUAUGAUCAAAGCCACAGCAAGAUCUGCACCAGAUAGACAAGAGGAAAUUAGCAGAUUGGUAAGAAGUGCAAAUUAUGAAACAGAUCCAUUUGUUCAAGAGUUUCAAUUUAAAGUUCGAGAUGAAAUGGCUCAUGUAACCGGACGCGUACUUCCAGCACCUAUGCUCCAAUAUGGAGGCCGGAACCGGACUGUAGCAACACCAAGCCACGGAGUAUGGGACAUGCGAGGGAAACAGUUCCACACAGGAGUUGAAAUCAAAAUGUGGGCUAUAGCUUGUUUUGCCACACAGAGGCAGUGUAGAGAAGAAAUACUGAAGGGUUUCACGGAUCAGCUGCGGAAGAUUUCCAAGGAUGCGGGGAUGCCCAUCCAGGGCCAACCUUGCUUCUGCAAAUACGCGCAGGGGGCCGACAGCGUGGAGCCCAUGUUCCGGCAUCUCAAGAACACCUACUCAGGGCUGCAGCUCAUUAUCGUUAUCCUGCCUGGGAAGACGCCAGUGUAUGCGGAGGUGAAACGUGUCGGAGAUACACUUUUGGGUAUGGCUACACAAUGUGUUCAAGUCAAGAAUGUAAUAAAAACAUCCCCUCAAACUCUCUCAAACCUGUGCCUGAAGAUAAAUGUUAAACUUGGAGGGAUCAAUAAUAUUCUUGUACCUCAUCAAAGACCUUCUGUGUUCCAGCAACCAGUGAUCUUUUUGGGAGCAGAUGUCACUCAUCCGCCAGCUGGUGAUGGGAAGAAGCCUUCUAUUGCUGCUGUUGUAGGUAGUAUGGAUGCCCACCCAAGCAGAUACUGUGCCACCGUCAGAGUUCAGAGACCCCGACAGGAGAUCAUCCAGGACCUCGCCUCCAUGGUCCGAGAACUUCUCAUUCAGUUUUAUAAGUCAACUCGGUUCAAGCCUACUCGUAUCAUCUUCUAUCGGGAUGGUGUUUCAGAGGGGCAGUUCAGGCAGGUAUUAUAUUAUGAACUCCUAGCAAUUCGAGAAGCCUGCAUCAGUUUGGAGAAAGACUAUCAACCUGGAAUAACCUACAUUGUAGUUCAGAAGAGACACCACACUCGACUGUUUUGUGCUGAUAGAACUGAAAGGGUCGGAAGAAGUGGCAAUAUCCCAGCUGGAACAACGGUCGACACAGACAUUACACACCCGUAUGAGUUUGAUUUUUACCUCUGUAGUCAUGCUGGGAUACAGGGUACCAGCCGACCUUCACACUAUCAUGUUUUAUGGGAUGAUAACUGCUUUACUGCAGAUGAACUUCAGCUGCUAACGUACCAGCUCUGCCACACUUACGUGCGCUGUACACGAUCUGUUUCUAUACCUGCACCAGCGUAUUAUGCUCACCUGGUGGCAUUUAGAGCCAGAUAUCAUCUCGUGGACAAAGAACAUGACAGUGCUGAAGGAAGUCACGUUUCAGGACAGAGCAAUGGACGAGAUCCACAAGCUCUUGCCAAGGCUGUACAGAUUCACCAAGAUACCUUACGCACGAUGUACUUUGCUUAAAAAGUCUAGGAAUAUUCUCUGAGAGGAAGAACUGGAAAA
Messenger RNA from Dama dama (fallow deer), 3247 nucleotides. Its product is annotated as protein argonaute-3. Gene Ontology annotation, biological process: regulation of stem cell proliferation; regulatory ncRNA-mediated gene silencing. The coding region runs from base 671 to 3208 and encodes 845 amino acids. The transcript is spliced from 21 exons. The record is from RefSeq and is a predicted model, not a curated record. NCBI's taxonomy places the organism in Eukaryota, Metazoa, Chordata, Mammalia, Artiodactyla, Cervidae. Gene Ontology annotation, molecular function: protein binding; RNA binding.